AUGAACAAGUUUUUGCUUGGCGGCGAUAAUGGGAAAUUACGAUUGUAUAAUAUUCGCACUGGAAAAUUGAUUCACGAAUUCCAAAGCAAAUUUGAUGCUCCCAUAACAGUACUUGAGGUUGGUCGGAUUGCUAAUGUUCACAAAGGUGCUGUCACUUCACUCUACUUCAUGCCUGCAGAGCCAAUCAUGGUUUCAACGUCAAGCGAUAAUUCGAUGAGAACCUGGGUUUUGGAUCAGAUGGAUGGAAUGCCACGUCAACUUGUCAUCAAUGAAGGCCAUUCGCUGCCUGUGAAAACUGUGAUUUUCAGUAGUAAUCACGAAGUCGUGUCAGCAGGACUUGAUGGCUCUGUUCGUAAAUAUUCCGUGAUGGAUGCAGUAACACGCCAGAAGUUAGGAAACGAUGGUACCAUUUCAAGAGCUAAAGCCAAGAAGAAGGGACUUGAUUUGGAUAGUAUUCGAUUGGAACCGGUCAUUGAGAUUGCGGUCGAA
This is a messenger RNA of Mesorhabditis belari, 489 nucleotides long. Lineage: Eukaryota; Metazoa; Nematoda; Chromadorea; Rhabditida; Rhabditidae. The record is from the annotation of a GenBank genome assembly.